GCGUCUAGCCUGUCAAUUCCUUCUCAGCCUUCUGUUCAGUCCACGUGGUGAAAUCUUCAAGUAAAGUAGGACAAUGUCUGGACGCGGUAAGGGAAAAGCAGCGGGCGCCAAAGCCGCCGGUAGCCAGCGGACCAAGUCAGCUAAGGCGGGUCUACAGUUCCCAGUCGGCCAUAUCAAGAGAUAUCUGUCCAAGGGCAAGUACGCGGAGCGGAUAGGAGCGCGCGCUCCCGUGUACCUGGCGGCCGUGCUGGAGUACCUCACCGCUGAAGUUUUGGAGCUGUCCGGUAAUGCGGCCAGAGACAACAAGAAGAGCAGGAUCAUACCCCGCCAUAUCCAGCUUGCGGUGAGAAACGACGAGGAGUUGAACCAGCUCAUGUCGGGAGGGACCAUCGCACAAGGCGGCGUGCUGCCAAACAUCCACAACCAGCUCCUGCCCAAGAAAACCGGGAAGAAAACCGCCGGCGAGUCCCACCCGUCUUCACAGUCACAGGAGUACUGAACUGGACAGUUCCCAACCAAAUAUUGAACGAAUUGACCAAACUGUUCUGACGCAAUAAUGUGAUGCAUCGUAGAGGAUUUCAGGAAAACAAUAACUAAAUAAGUAGGAAAACAAUUGUAUUUCAGGAAAUGUACAGACAUUUUUUGGAGACGAUUCAAUAGCGGAGCUUUCUAGCUUUAGAUGUUAAGUGGCCAAAACUGUUGCGACGCAAGUAAUGAGAUGCAUAAGUAGAGGAUAGUUAGCUCUUUCGCUAGAUGUACCGACAAUUUUGGCGACGCCUCAAUGGCUGAGCUUCAUAGCUUUAAAUGAAACGACCAAAACUGUUCUGACGCGUUCUUGUGAUAGGACAAGGGGGAAAUUGGUUUUAAUUUUGGCUGCUUUUCUAUUGAUACUGUGCAAUAUAUGCUUUUACUCAAAAUGAUAACCGAAAUUUCACCUGACUGAACAGAAGUGCAAUAUGUGGAAUUUAGGAAUAUAUGAUUUCUCAGAAAUAAUGAAGUUACAUUUAAAAAAGCCUGUAUGUUAGUUUGUAAAUGGCGUGAAGUUUGUAUUUUGUGUAAAUGGACUGUUAACUGUUUCUUAUAUUGUGAAGGCCUUGUAUGGAUGUAAAUGUGACAGUUGUAUAUUUUGAAUAAAUUUUCAUUUUAAUGAAAAAAAAA
Molecule: messenger RNA, 1158 nt
Organism: Branchiostoma floridae (Florida lancelet)
Lineage: Eukaryota; Metazoa; Chordata; Leptocardii; Amphioxiformes; Branchiostomatidae
Product: late histone H2A.1-like
Exons: 1
Coding region: 74-499 (141 amino acids)
Cellular component (GO): nucleosome
Molecular function (GO): DNA binding; structural constituent of chromatin; protein heterodimerization activity
Source: RefSeq, a predicted model, not a curated record